CUCUGCGAUCCUGCGGCCGGCUCUGACUGCUUCCCGGGGAUUUGGUCCUGCCUGCCGGGGACCGGGCCGCCUUCCCCGCGGCGCCCAGGAGCGGGGUGCGGGGAGCGGCGCCCGCCGGAGACCCAGCGGUGACCCAGCGGUGCGCGGUGGGACGACGCGCCAGCCCGCUUCCCUCUCCCGCUUCGCUGGGCUUUGUGAGGUGACUCAGAAUUUUCCAGCUGCAGAAUGUGUAGGGCCUUUAAAGAUUGGCAAUGAUGAGUAAACUGGAAUUAAAGGAAGACAGGAUGUUGGAGGUUCAGUUUGUGGGAGAUGAUGAUGUCCUUAAUCACAUUCUUGAUAGAGAAGCAGGAGCUAAAUUAAAAAAGGAGAGAACUCAGCUUUUGGUCAACACAAAAAAAAUAAUAAAGAAGCCAGAAUAUGAUUUGGAAGAAGAUGACCAAGAAGUCUUAAAAGAUCAGAACUAUGUAGAAGUUUUAGGACGAGAUAUUCAAGAAUCCUUGAAAAAUGGCUCUGCUGCAGAUGGUGGGAAUAAAGUUUAUUCUUUUCAGAAUAGAAAACACUCUGAAAAGAUGGCUAAAUUAGCUUCAGAACUAGCAAAAACACCAAGAAAAAAUGUUUCGUUGAGUUUGAAGAAUGAUCCUGAAAUUACAAACAUUCCUCAGUGUAGCAAGGGGCAUUCUGCUUCAGACAACGUUCAGUUGAAGAACAAUGAUAAAAGUGAAUUUCUAUCAACAGCACCUAGUGGUCUAAAGAAAAGAUUAAUAGUUCCGAGGUCUCAUUCUGACAGUGAAAGUGAAUAUUCUACUUCCAACUCAGAAGAUGAUGAUGGGGUUGCACAAGAAAAUGAAGAGGACACUAAUGAAGUCAUAUUGAGCCAAAAGAUUCCGUCACAGAAUAGAGCUGUUUCAGCUCCUGUUUGCAAAGAAACACCUUCUAAGAAAAUGAAAAGAGAUGAAACAAGUGAUUUGGUAGAAGAAUAUUUUGAAGCUCAUAGCAGUUCAAAAGUUUUAACCUCUGACAGAACACUGCAGAAACUAAAGCGAGCUAAACUGGAUCAGCAAACUUUGCGUAACUUGUUGAGCAAAGUUUCUCCUUCCUUUUCUGCUGAACUUAAACAACUAAGUCAACAAUAUGAACAAUUAUUUCAUAAAUGGAUGUUGCAGUUACGCCUGGGGUUCAACAUUGUGCUUUAUGGUUUGGGUUCUAAGAGAGAUUUACUAGAAAGGUUUCGAACCACUGUGCUGCAAGAUUCCAUUCAUGUUGUCAUCAAUGGCUUCUUUCCUGGAAUAAGUGUGAAAUCAAUCCUGAAUUCUAUAACAGAAGAAGUCCUCAAUCAUAUGGGUACUUUCCGCAGUGUACUGGACCAGCUAGACUGGAUAGUAAACAAAUUUAAAGAAGAUUCUUCUUUAGAACUCUUCCUUCUCAUCCACAACUUGGAUAGCCAGAUGUUGAGAGGAGACAAAAGCCAGCAAAUUAUUGGACAGUUGUCGUCUUUACGUAACAUAUACCUUAUAGCAUCUAUCGAUCACCUCAAUGCUCCUCUCAUGUGGGAUCAUGCAAAGCAGAGCCUUUAUAACUGGCUCUGGUAUGAAACUACUACAUAUAGUCCUUAUACUGAAGAAACCUCCUAUGAGAAUUCACUUCUGGUUAAACAAUCUGGAUCAUUACCACUUAGUUCCCUAAUUCAUGUCUUACGAAGCCUUACCCCUAAUGCAAGGGGGAUUUUCAGGCUACUAAUAAAGUAUCAGCUGGAUAACCUGGAUAACCCUUCUUACAUUGGACUUUCUUUUCAAGACUUUUACCAACAGUGUCGAGAGGCAUUCCUGGUCAAUAGUGAUCUGACACUUCGGGCCCAGUUAACUGAAUUUAGGGACCACAAACUUAUAAGAACAAAGAAGGGAACUGAUGGAGUGGAAUAUUUAUUAAUUCCUGUGGACAAUGGAACACUGAAUGAUUUCCUGGAAAGGGAAGAAGAAGAGUCUUGAAGUUAUCCCUUUCUCUUGAAUCUUUUGUGGAAGGAUUGUACCCCAGCUGCCACUCCUCUAGUCUAAAGUGUUUACAUCUAACAUUAGACUCUUUUCUAGUGUACAAGACUUAAAGUUGGGAGGGGGGAAUGUCAUCAAUUAGAACCUUGAUUAGCCUGGCUGGUGUAUCAUCUCUAGUACUAUGCAUUGGUCCUCGAGUUGGAGAAAACGUGCCUUUCAUUCAUUACCUCUCUGGAGACUUCGUGCUGGAAUGAACUGUGUGCUCAGGGACUAUUUGGAGCUGGAUGUUUUUGAAUUAUUUUAUACUAGAGAGGAUAUUAUUCCUGAUUUUUUGAGGGCCUUUUAAACACUCCCAGAGCUGUUUGCAGAUGUGUUUGUGCCAGAGUGUGGAAGUACAAAAACACUGGCAUCACAUAAACCUAUUACUUUAUUUGCUGUUGUCUGAGCUGAUGAGGGCAGAUCAUCUUACUGUUUUUGGUGGGCUUAACAAAAGGGACGCGUACGAGUAGGUGAUCUAGCUUUCUCCUUUUGGAUUUAGACAAUAUCCUGGUAGGGUGGGGAAGAGAGGGCAUGACCCUGUUCAGUGGAUAGAGGGAAAAGCAUAAUGAGUGUAGAGGGUGCAUACCCACCUUAGAAAACACAUGAACAAUAAUCAUGAUCCCUGGAACAGCUAACAUCUGUGCCAUCACCUUCAUGACACAAGCCAGGCUACAGAAACACAGUCCUGAGUUACAUUUUAGUUUUGAAGACAACAGAAAAUAAAAUUUUUAAUUAUUCUUGUA
Molecule: messenger RNA, 2767 nt
Organism: Nyctereutes procyonoides (raccoon dog)
Lineage: Eukaryota; Metazoa; Chordata; Mammalia; Carnivora; Canidae
Gene: ORC2
Product: origin recognition complex subunit 2
Exons: 18
Coding region: 252-1985 (577 amino acids)
Biological process (GO): DNA replication
Cellular component (GO): nucleus; nuclear origin of replication recognition complex
Molecular function (GO): DNA replication origin binding
Source: RefSeq, a predicted model, not a curated record